GGCUGUGCUCACUACAGCACAGUUGGGCAGAAAGGAAGCCCUGCAAAAGGUAGCAUGCAAAGCAGGAGGGAGAGCACAUAGGAGUAAUUUGCUGACAGACAAGCAAAGAUGGAUCUGAUUUCAGCUUUCUCCCCGGAAACCUGGGUCCUCCUGGCAAUUAGUCUCAUGCUCCUCUACUGGUUUGGGACUCGUACACAUGGUGUUUUUAAGAAACAGGGAAUUCCUGGGCCCACACCUCUGCCCUUUUUAGGAACUGUACUGAAUUACUACAAGGGUAUAUGGAAAUAUGAUGCGGAAUGCUAUAAAAAGUAUGGAAAAAUAUGGGGGCUGUUUGAAGGUCCAACACCUCUAUUUGCCAUCACAGACACAGAGAUGAUCCGGAAUGUGCUAGUGAAAGAAUGCUAUUCUGCCUUCACAAACCGGCGGAAUUUUGGCCCAGUGGGGAUUAUGAAAAAAGCUGUCUUCUUCUCUGAGGAUGACGAGUGGAAGAGAAUCCGAGCCUUGCUGUCUCCCACCUUCACCAGUGGAAAACUCAAAGAGAUGUUCCCCAUUAUUGAACAGUAUGGAGAUAUUUUGGUAAAAUACUUGAGAGGAGAGGCAGAGAAAGGCAAGCCUGUCCCUAUUAAAGAAGUGUUUGGGGCCUACAACAUGGAUGUGGUCACCAGCACAUCAUUUGGAGUGAACGUUGAUUCCCUCAACAACCCAAAUGAUCCUUUUGUGGAGAAAGCCAAGAAUCUCUUAAGAUUUGAUUUUUUUGAUCCAUUGUUCUUGUCAGUAGUACUCUUUCCAUUCCUCACCCCAAUAUAUGUGAUGUUAAAUAUCUCCAUGUUCUCAAAGGAUUCCUUAGCAUUUUUCAAAAAAUUUUUGUACAAAAUGAAGGAAACCCGCCUGGAUUCAAACAAGAAGCACCAAGUGGAUUUUCUCCAGCUGAUAAUGAAUGCUCACAAGAAUUCCAAAGACACAGAGUCUCACAAAGCCCUGUCUGACAUGGAGAUCAUGGCACAGUCAAUUAUCUUUAUUUUUGCUGGCUAUGAUACCACCAGCACUACACUUUCCUUCAUCUUGCAUUCACUGGCCACUCACCCUGAUAUACAGAAGAAACUGCAGGAGGAGAUCGACAGCGUUCUGCCCAACAAGGCAUCUCCCAGCUAUGAUAGUGUGAUGGAGAUGGAGUACCUGGACAUGGUGUUGAAUGAAACCCUCAGAUUAUACCCAAUUGCUAAUAGACUUGAGAGGGUCUGUAAAAAAGAUGUUGAAAUCGAUGGUGUGUUUAUUCCCAAAGGGUCGAUAGUGAUGAUACCAUCUUAUGCUCUUCAACAUGACCCACAGCACUGGCCAGAGCCUGAGAAAUUCUACCCUGAAAGGUUUAGCAAGGAGAACAAGGGCAGCAUUGAUUCUUAUCUAUACCUGCCCUUUGGAUAUGGACCCAGAAACUGCAUUGGCAUAAGGUUUGCACUCAUGAAUAUGAAACUUGCUCUCACUAAAGUCCUUCAGAACUUUUCCUUCCAGCCUUGUAAGGAAACACAGAUACCUCUGAAAUUAAGCAGACAAGCACUUCUUCAACUUCAACCAGAAAAAAACAUUUUUCUAAAGGUUGUGUCAAGGAAUGCAAUCAUAACUGGAGCAUGACUUUCUCUCAAGGAGUUCUGCUGUGCUUUUCAGAAAGGUGGUGUCUAAGAACAUUGAACUCUUUAAUUUUCAUCAUGAAUAAAACCAAGAUGGAGAUAGGGAUUAAUCAACUGGCCCUGAUUCAGUACACCCACUAAGGUUUCUCUGUCUAUACAGAGGUCCAUAUCAUUUAAAGAAGACUAAGUCAGUGACAGAACAGGAAAUUCUUCUUGUCUGGUUCUCAUGGGACCAUCUCCAUCCACAUAUGAUUGACUCCAUCUAUUUCUUUUGAGGUAUUUUGAGAUUAACCAGAUAACUGUAUUUUAUCAAUAUUUUUUGAUGAAAACAUGAACUAUAGUGACAACUCAAAUUGUAAAAUGUGUGUAAGAUGUUUUAAUUGCAAUAUUCUGCAAUAAAAGUUACACUGAAAAUAUAAAUACACACCUCUUUCAAAAAACCUGGUUCUAAAAGUGUCUUAUAUUUAUUGAGAGCAUCAUUCAAUGUAUUUUGAUCAUAUUAGUUCUUUUCCUCCAUCUCCUCCUAUAUUCUUCUCACCUCUGCUCCCAACUACCUUUACAUUCUCUCCAAAUGUUUCACAAUGAAACAAAGCAAAACAAAACCAAAACUAAGGAGUCCAGUUCAUGUUAGAUAACUACCCCUGUGUGUGAGGCCUGCUCUGGAGAGUAGUUGAUAUACCGCAUGCCACCCCAUCAAAGAAAAUGGACUUAUCCUCUCUCAGGAGCUUUCAGUUGACAAUAUCUCCUUGGCAAGGGGUAGGACUUUGAGAACCUUCUCACUAGGAUUUUGCUUCGUUUGAUCUUGUGCAGAUCUUUUGAAUUUUGUCAUAGUCUCUUGGAGUUUUUAUGUGCAUAUGCCGUGUUGUAGCUUGAAAAUUUUGUUUCCUUGAAGCCAUCUACUACCUCUGGUUCUUCCAAACUUUCUGCCUUCUAUUCCAUACAGAUCUCUGGGUCUUGAGGGGAGAGGUAUGACAUAAACAUCCUAAGUGAGAGCUGAGAAUUCCAAAGUAUCUAACAUUCACUUUGACAGGUCAUAAGUUUCCUUGUUAAUUACUCUAUACUGCAGGAUGAAGCUUCUCUCAUAAGGACUGAGUGAUCCACUAUUUUUACAGAUAUAGCUGUGUGUCAUUAGGAAUCUUUUUAUUCUUACAUUAAUGUAGUAGGUUAAUAGUAGUAUGUUUUCUUUUAGGGCUUAUGAUUUAUCUGCUCUCUGUUUUGUGGCUUCAUUGACAAUAUCAGCCAUGGAUUCAAUCUUAUGGAGUGGGCAUGAAGUCCAAUUUUAAAAGUGGUUGUUUACUUCCAUAACAUUUGUGCCACAAUUGCACCAGUGGUCAUAAAUUUCAGGCUGGUCAUUAUAGUUCACAUCUGGGUGAGACUGAAUAUUGCUUUUCUCAUCCAGCAAUUUCAUCUGUAAAAGUAGCUUUUAUUCUCCUGUUUUGGUUGUCAUCUGAGAAGUUUAUUCCCCCUUCUGCUAUCUAGGCUUAGUCUUGAAAGCUGAUAGCCUCCAUACAAUCUAACCCAGGCCUAGAAUGUUUUCAGUAUCUGAGCCUCACUGCUGAAUGAGCUCACCCUUUCUUGUUCUUUCUGAUUUCUGGACUGGCUGGUUCAGCUCAGCUGUUCUGGCUCAAACUCCUCUCUCAGCUGACUCAUUCAAUCUGGCAUUUCUCUUGGCCUCUGUGUGGCUCUGCUUGGCCUCAACCUAACUCCAGCAAUCUGCUGUGAUCUCUCUAACUAAGGAGGACACAGAAACAAAUGUAUUCCAUGGCAAUUCACUCCUUGGAAUCAUGUACUGAUAUUUUUGUAAGAUUUUGUUGGAAAAAAUAAACACUUGGAUGAGUGUACACAGAUAAAGGAUGUGUGUGAGUAUUAAUAAUACAUUUACAGUCUGAGAUUUAAAUAACACUAUAGGGUUAAAACUCACUAGGGUCUUCUGCAUUUUGAUGUAGCAAUCAUGAAAGUGGUUGGAGAAAGAUGGGGAUAACAAGGUAGAGAGAGACAGUUUAAAAUUGGAUCCUAGAAAUUUCCAUUUCCCUUAAGGUUUGCUGAAAACCCAGGCUCCAUGUUAAAACCCCUUCCUUCACACUGUUACCAUCUAACUACCACAAUGUGUAUGCUGAUAACCAGGUCAAAGCAGUCUCUAAAAUUAAAAUGGGCUUCUCAAAAAAAUAGUACAGGAAGUACAGACUGAACAAACCCCUGAAGCUGCAUUUAACUUUCCAUUUCCCAAGAAAUCCCUAUACAAAACCAAAAACUUCCUAGGUCAUUUUCAGGAACCCGUUUGGUCAAAAGCUCCAGAUAAUUUUCACAAAUUAUUGACUCUUAGAAGUGUCUAUGAAUGUCCUGCCUCUUUCUAGGACAAUUUGAUAAAUCUAAAACCCAGAGAACGAAAGUACCGGGUUGAUGAAAUUGAUGAAUUUACCUUAUUUCUGUACUCUUAAUCUGUCUGUGGGCUAACAUAACUAAGACCUCAGACAGGUCAUAUUAUUGUGGCUCUUAGUCUUUUUGUGACUGCAAUAUACACUGAACACUGACUGGUAUUGAAAGCCUAAAUUCUAAACUUUCAAUUUUAAAACUAGAUAGGAGAAAACUAGAUAGGAGAGAAAAAACAAGAAAGGAGAGAAAGGAGAUGGAAGAGAUCCCUGAAAACAAUUGCUUUUAGUUCUUGCAUUUUUUAUGAGCACAACUCCUAAUAACCUGGAAACACCCCUGAUAGCCAACAACCAACAACCGUGCCUCUUGGGGCCUUAGCAUUUGUAUACCUUCUGAAAUGUUUCCAGAAUUACGAAUGUUACACAACCACAGAAACUAUCUGCCAAAACCACUCCUCUGCUGGAUUAUAGAGCAAAUCAUAGUCAGCUUCUGUGGUCAGUCCUAAGCACCCCCACAUCCCUAUACAUGGGUUUGAAAUAAAAGCAUUUUUUUGUAUUUUUUAAAGAAAUCAGUGUUCAAAACCUGUCAUUACAUCACCCACAUCUUAAUCCUUUUCACCUUUGGCACUCAUUACUGUCUGCCGUUGUGUCCAAAUCCUGAAUUUAGGAAAUGAUAUUAAAGAAUAAUUUGAUGCAAUGGAACUAAAACAAAAUUUCUAGCGAUGCAUUUCAGCUUUUGAAAGAAAUAAAAAUCAUAACAGAUAAAAAGUGUUCCAGUUAAUAUUAAAAGUAAAAGUGAUCAGGAAAGAGCAGAACUAACAGUGGGAAUAAAAGAAAAUCUGGGUUGGAAUACAAAUACAUAUUAUAAAUAAAAUAUAUAUUAUAAACAAAAUAAAAAAAUUGGGAACUCUGGGGAGUCAUGGAAUUUGUCUAUUAUUGAUUCCUUGAGGAGCAUGUGCCAUAGUAUUUUCCAUUUAUACUCAGGAGCUCCUUGGACACUGUGUCCAUUUCAGUCCCUGAGACCUGAAACCCUCCCUCAGACUUUGGAGCAUUAAGGACACCUGUGUAGCUCUGCAUUCCCUAGAACUCAGAAAAGCAUAAAGAAGCUUUAAAGAACAUUUAAUCUUAGACAUUAAUCCUUUAUACUCUGUAUAACUUGCAAAUAUCAUAACAUCCCAGCAACUACAAUUGUAUUCUUCAGGGGAGCAGCAUUUACAUUCUGUUUCUGAUAAGUCUGUAAAAAGUCUGAUUGCAUGCAAUGAACUUGUCAUUUCCUCCAUAUUAAUUUGGCCCCUCUAACCUGUGCUGAAUAGAUGAUAUUCCCUCUGAUCUAACCAAAUAACCAUGGAAUGGCAUGUAAGUGCAAUAAGUAAUAGAACAUUUGAUUGUAUUAAGGUUUGCUGAAAUCUGAUUCUAUGUUCAAACUCCAGCUUUUUAUUGUAUAAUGUACACUUUCACUAUAGAAUUCCAGCUCUGCCUUAUUUUGUUUUUUCAAACAAAAUUUAUUUUAUUUUUCUUUUUUAAUUUUAAUUUUAUUAAUUACAAUAUAUUAAUUUUGUAUCCCAUCUGUAGCCCUCUCCUUCAUCCCCCCAAUCCCAACCACCCUUCUUCUUUUUCUCCCUUGCCACUCACUCCCUCAGCCCAAUGACAGAUGAGGUCCUCCUCCCUUUCUAUCUGACCCUAGCACAUCAGGUCUUAUCAGGACUGGCUGCAUUGUCUUCCUCUGUUGUCUGGCAAGGCUACACCACCCCUCAUAGGGAGGUGAUCAAAAAGCAGGCCACUGAGUUCAUGUCAGAGAAGACCCCUGUUCUCCUUACUUGGGACCCACUUGGAGACUGAGCUGCCAUGGGCUAUAUAUGUGCAGGAGUUCUAGGUUAUCUCCAAGAAUGGUCCUUGGCUAGAGUAUCAGUCUCAGAAAAGACUCCUGUGCCCAGAAAUUUUGUUUCUGCUGCUCACCUUGUCCCCUUUAGAUCUUCCAUCUUCCCCCUUCUUUCAUAAGAUUCCCUGCACUCUGCCCAGUUUCGCUAUGAUUCUCAUCAUGUACUUUAAUGCACUGCUGUGUAGAGUCUUUCAGAGGCCCUCUGUGGUAUGCUCCUAUUCCCUGUUUUCUCCAUCUUCUAAGGUCUAUCCCUUUUGCCUUUCAAUGAGCAUUGAUCAUCUUACCCAGGGUACUCCUUCUUGCAUAGCUUCUUUACAUGUGCAGAUUUUAUAAUGUUUAUGUUAUAUUAUAUGUCCAAUAUCCACUUAUAAGUGAGUAUAUACCAUGUGUAUCUUUCUACUUCUGGGAUACCUCACUUUGGAUGAUAUUUUCUGGUUCCCACCAUUUGCCUGCAAAUUUCAUGAUUUCCUUGUUUUUAAUUGUUGAGUAGUAUUCCAAUGUACCACAAUUAUUGUAUCCAUUCCUCAUCUGAGGGACAUAUGGAUUUCUUCCAGAUUCUGGUUCUUACAAAUAAAGUUGCUAUAAACUUGGAUGAGCAAAUGUCCUUGUUGUAUACUUGACCAUAUUGUGUAUAUAUGCUUAUGAGUGGUAUAGAUGGAUAUUCUCUGAGAAAGCACCAGACUGAUUUCAAAGGUGGUUGUACAAGUUUACAUUUCAACCAGAAAUGGAGGAGAAGUAUUUCUAGGUAGUCAAAAAAUAAGUUUAGAAUACUCUGUUUCUAACAUUUGUGACUUUUAUCUUGAAUUUAAAAACACAUACACUGUCGUUUGUAAUGAAAUAUUUCUAUUACAUUUAACCUUUGUGUAUUUCUAAAAACUAUCAUUUCAUCAAAUAAUUUUGUUUUACAUUUUGAACUAAACAUUUACCAAGUUUAUUGUCAGAACAAUCAAAUCUCAAUUUUGGUAUACUUUUUCUUUAGUGAUCAUGAACAAUAAUAAAUUUUUCUCAAGAAGAUAAUUUCACACUCA
This is a messenger RNA of Meriones unguiculatus (Mongolian gerbil), 6901 nucleotides long. RefSeq names its product cytochrome P450 3A1-like. Gene Ontology annotation, biological process: oxidative demethylation; steroid metabolic process. Bases 109 to 1629 code for a protein of 506 amino acids. Lineage: Eukaryota; Metazoa; Chordata; Mammalia; Rodentia; Muridae. The record is from RefSeq and is a predicted model, not a curated record. The transcript is spliced from 13 exons. Gene Ontology annotation, molecular function: oxidoreductase activity, acting on paired donors, with incorporation or reduction of molecular oxygen, reduced flavin or flavoprotein as one donor, and incorporation of one atom of oxygen; heme binding; testosterone 6-beta-hydroxylase activity.